Messenger RNA from Parasteatoda tepidariorum (common house spider), 1854 nucleotides. Its product is annotated as N-acetylglucosamine-6-sulfatase. Lineage: Eukaryota; Metazoa; Arthropoda; Arachnida; Araneae; Theridiidae. The record is from RefSeq and is a predicted model, not a curated record. Gene Ontology annotation, biological process: glycosaminoglycan metabolic process. Gene Ontology annotation, molecular function: glycosaminoglycan binding; N-acetylglucosamine-6-sulfatase activity.
ACCAAAUAAUCAAAUCAUUCCUUUUCCUCUUUUCGCUAGUUACUAUCCCAGAUAAGAAACAAUUUAUUUAUUUCUAUGAUGAUUUUUAAAUAACUUAGUUUUGCACUUGACAAAAUAUUUUUGGUGUAUAUUUCUCCAAAAAAACUUUGUCGUACGUUAUGUCUUUUAUGAAACAGUUGUGUUUUUUAAGUUUGGUUUCAUUGUACAAAAUUAAUUGUGAUGAAUUACCAAACUUUGUAUUCAUCCUUACUGAUGAUCAAGAUAUUGCGUUAGGUGGAAUGUUUCCGAUGAAAAAAACUCAUUCUUUUCUUGCAACUUACGGAGCUGAAUUCACGAAUAUGUUUGUUACAACACCACUGUGUUGUCCAAGUCGAGCUAGCAUUUUAACUGGAAAGUAUGCACACAAUCAUGGAGUAAGAAAUAAUUCCUUGCAUGGAAAUUGCAACUCUAAAGCAUGGCAAAAAACUCACGAGCAAAAAUCAUUUAUAACUCAAUUUAAAAAACAUGGAUAUUCUACAUUUUACGCUGGAAAAUAUUUAAACCAAUAUGGUACUGCCGCAUCUGGUGGUGUGAAGCACAUUCCUCCAGGAUGGGAUCAGUGGGUAGCUUUGGUUGGAAAUUCAUGUUAUUACAAUUACUCCCUUUCUGUUAAUGGAGAAGAAAAAACUCAUGGCUCUAAACCUGAGCAAGAUUAUUUAACCAAUGUUGUGUUUGAAGAAGGACUGAAAUUUUUACAUAUUCAAAAUGGGACAUCACCCUUUUUCAUGUUUCUAUCACCUCCUGCUCCGCAUGCUCCUUUUACACCAUUUCCUCCCUAUAAAAAUAAGUUUUCUUCUUUCAAGGCACCAAGAACACCUAAUUUUGCUAUUCCAGGUGGACAGAAAAAACAUUGGUUGAUUCAGCAGCCACCUACACCUCUGCCAAAAACUGUAAUUGAUAGCAUUGAUGAUGUUUUUCAAAACAGGUGGAGAACUUUACUCUCAGUCGACGAUUAUAUCAUUGAUAUCCUUCAGCUUUUAGAAAAUAAAAAUAUGUCAGAAAAUACUUACAUAAUCUUUUCAUCUGAUAAUGGAUUUCACUUAGGCCAGUUUUCCUUGCCAUGGGACAAAAGGCAGUUAUAUGACUUUGAUAUUAGAGUUCCUCUUUUUGUGUCAGGUCCUGGAAUUAAACAGGGAAUUAAAAUUGAUUAUCCAGUACUUAAUAUAGAUCUGGCACCAACAUUUCUAGACCUUGCAAAUAUCCCAUUGCCGAAGGAUUUUGAUGGAGAAUCUUUUGCACCUCUUUUAAGGAACCAAAACCGUAAAGUCAAUAACCGUCAAUCUUUCAUUAUUGAACAUCAAGGAGAAUAUAGUGAAAAGUCUGUUCCAGGCUGUCCUCAAUAUCAAAGUGGAGAAGUCCAUACUUGUGAAAUUGAUUGCAUUUGUGAAGAUUCUAGGAAUAAUACUUUUUCAUGCCUCAGACAUUUGACGAAAUCGAAAAAUUUUAUUUUAUGCAUUUUCAAGGAUGAUCUGAAUUUUGGAGAAGCCUACAAUAUUCUUGAUGAUCCAUUUCAACUGAAGAACAUAUAUUUUAGCUUAAAUAAAAGUUCAAUUUUUAAUGAACUAAAGACUAUACUGAAAUUUUAAUGAUUCAAAUAACGUUGAAAGAUUUUUUAUUAGUAUUUUGAGGAUGUUUAAGUGUUUCACAUUAAAAGGAAAACUUAGGUGUUUAUUAACACUUAUUUUUAUACUUGCAUAAAACUUAAGCAUGACCUGUUUGCUUUCUCUUUUAUUUUGUAAGAAUUGUAUUAUUUAUCAAGCAAAGAGUCUGAACAUAUCCCAAAUUUUUUAUGUUUUUAUUUACCUGUUAAAAAAA